UCCAAAGCCGCGAGGCACAGCUCGUGCUCCCGCCCCCUCUCCUCCCAAAAACGGAAGGGGCGAGCCCUCCUUUCCACCGCUCCCUUCUCUUUUUCCCUUCCGGGCAACGGCGCCCCGCCUCCACUCCUUGGCCGCUUGUGCUCGGAGGCAGAGCCGCUGACGCCGCAUCUGCACCUUGCUGCCCCACCUUGACCACGCCACGCAGUUGCUCCCGCGCCCCGCGUUCAAUUCGCACCGCCCGAUCCACCGCCCAAUGCAUCCGCGCCAUCCGCCAUUUCACGCCGCCCACGAAACCGCCGCACCGCCUUUGAGCGCCAGCCGAGCACCAUCUUCCUAUAAAAGCCCAACCCCCGCGCCCCCCUAUCUAUCCAUUUGGUCCCGUGCUCCUGGAAAUGAAGUGUCGUCGCCUCCUCGUCGCCGGCUGCCCCGCCACGACCAAGAACGCCACGCCGCCACCCAGUCCUUCCAUCCCCGCAUGCCUCCAUCUCCUCCCCGGCGCGCUCGCCUCGGCGUAAAGUUCGCCGCCAGGCGCCACCACUCGGCUGACGCAGUGCUGCCCCGUCGAGUCGCGUUCGCCGUCGCGAACACCAUCCUCCGCGGAGCCCGGCCGCCCUUCCCGCCGGCUUCCCGUCCUUCUCAUCAUCGAACCAUCGCCGCCGACGUCGUUCCCUCCCGUCGGUUUUUGAUUGUUUGCGCCUAGUUGCGGUUACCGGAUAUUUUUCUUCAAGUGGAAUUCUCGAAGAUUUGUGAAGCUUCGUGAAGACCCUGAGCAAGGCAAGCCACCUUUGAACAUCUUGAGCCUAUAUUUGAACUUAAUUAUAUUGCUUGAAAAAUAUUAUGCAUUGAUAGGAUUGCACUUAAUCUGCUUGCCCCGUCUGCGAGGCAGAUUGGCAAGUCUACCUAACUUGUUGCAUUUGAUCCUUCCAUUGUAAUUGUUAUAUCAUGUUCCCUUGUAACCAUCUAGUUGCGCCUCGAUAUUCGUGCACUCUGUGCGAGUAUCGACGGUCGCCUUCAAACUUAAAAUUUGAGUAACUUCUUGGGUAAAACUUGGUUUACAAAAGGAUUGGAAAACCCGACGCCUGAGUCAGUGCCUUGUGAAAGAAAAUGAGUUUUAAAAAUAAAACUCGCGACACAAGGCCAUUCCUAGGCGGAAUGCUUGUGUGGUAGCAUUUAAGGACCGAUUCCUUCGGAAUUACAUCCGAGCAUACAAUAGUGCGACCACACGGGUGGAAUGGGACACCCCUGGCUGAGUAAAUUGCUAAGCGGGGGAGCCUUGAUGCCGAGAGACAUGUGGAUUCAACAGGGUGGUGUUGGGGAGAACCCCCGGGCUUCCUGGCACAGUAUGGUCUGGGAUCUAACCUGUUGUUGGUCUGGGACCCCUCUCGUCGGCAUAUGGCAACCUUGUGUCGGCCUUCGAAAUGCCUUGUCAUGAAAGCCUUAAGGUCUCCAGAUGUGGCCGUUCUGCACGGGCUGAGUGAUCCGGGUUAGUAAUGUCGUGUGGGUAAAGUGUACCCCCUCUGCAGAGGUUAACAAACUGUUCGAACAGCCGUGCCCACGGUCAUGGGCGGAUGUGAGGUGAUUCCUUAGCGUAGUUUUUGUUUUACCCAGCUUUGUGAAAAUGUGUUAAGGUUCAGGAAACCUGAUGCUUGGAAAGCAUUUGGCUGUCCGGGUGACAGCGGGACUGGGAGUCCCUAGAAGUGAAUGGUCGUUUGGGGACCACUAUUAUCGGGAUGUUUGGAAAAAAAAAUUGGUUUGGUUUGGGAAACCAGCCUUGGAACCAACUCUGGGAGUUGUGUAAAUCUUGAUAAAAUUUUGGUCACUAGUCACCUCCCGACCGAGCUGAGACUUGUCUCGCUCUGGUCGCGGAGAGCACACACUUAGAUUAUUAAAAUGCUUGCAAACAAAACCGAUUGCAAAAUAACAGCCUUAUCUUUGAAGCUUGCAUUAACCACCUAAGUUCCCAUGGCUUGCUGAGUACUCCUGUACUCACCCUUGCUCUAUAUAAAUAUAUAGUUCUGCCAGCUCUGAAGAUGAAGUUGAAGUGAAGUAAAGAUUAGGAUUUCGUCCUAGUUCCCUGUUGUUGCCUAUGGUGUUGGGUGUUAGACCGUUGGUUCCGCUGCUGCCGCUGUUGUUGGUGUUUGCCUCGUCCGUGUCGUCGGUUGCAUUCUCGGGCUGUCUGAGCUGCAACCUAAGUUAAGGUAAAUAAGUCCUCUAUUUAUUUUAAGGAUUGCAAUGAUUCAUAUUUAUCACCGCGGGUACCAGCGCUACAUCCUGGGACUGGUACUGAGAUCGCGGUUUCGUAGGAAGCGGCUCGCGCUGUUUUUCCUACGACACGCUCAUAUCAGAUGCCGUUGUACGGCGGUGCCGGAUUGGGGUGUGACAUUAUAUACCACAAUUGCAAACAAGAUUUAUGAGUAGUAGUAUUAUAUUUGAAAAAAGAAGAUGAUUGUUGGUUGUCUCAGUAGCUUUUCCUCGUGCCACAACCAAGUAAUGUGUGCCUUGCUUGCUAGUGCCUAGUUGGAUGUUUUGGCUUGCAUUGGAACCAAUAGAUCGAGUAAUUAAGCAUGUGCUUAUGUCUUGCUGUAUGACUAAGCUCGGGCGCAUGCUUGUACUGGCCGGGCCUUGGCUCUGCCACUGGUCGAAGAAUCCGCCACGGCGUCUAAACCAUAACCUUGCUUUACCCCGCCUGCUCACCGCCCUCCUCCAUCCCUGUGGCUCUGGCGCCGCUGUCGGCGCCUCACCGUCAACCGUAGGGUCACCGCCUCCCACAACCAUCCUUCUAAGCCCAACAAUCUCCCCUUUCUUUCCCCUCUGUCCUCGCUCCUCUCACCCCCCAUCUCAACCUAGGACCAUAAUUCAUACAAUAGAGAUAGACACAUUUCUUUUCAGGGGAAAAAACGUCUCUUGAAAUAAAAAAAAUUAUGCACCUGCACAGCAGCACAAGCAAGCCAAAUUAAUUUGUGGACCAAUUUACUUCCUCCGUUCCCAUUUUUAGCUAUAAAUCUGGACAACUAUGUGCCCAGAUUCAUAAUCAAAAGUUGCUAUAUUUUGGGAUGGAGGCAGUAGGACUUUAUCAAUAACCAAAUUACUCACGACACUUUGCAUGUGCAAUUUUAGGUCAGGGGUAAAUAUAUUGGGGCCAUCAAUUAAUUUAUGGAGCCUGAAAUGGAACAGUUUAAAUCCAUGUUCAACCGCGGAAAGGCCACAGCCCCCUUCUUGGGUGAUUAGUAAGGUCGAAGGCAACGCGACUUUUCUAAUCCCCACACACCCGCCUGAAAAUAACGCGCGCGGGGCUGUGGCUGUGGUGUUAUUUGCUUGUUCGCUUCGGGAGCACCAGCUCAUCGCAAGCGACCGCCAUGGCUUUCCUCACGCUUCUCUCCCGCGCUCUGAUCUCGCCGCCGCCGCCGCCUCCUUAUAUAGCCGCGUUGCUCGUGUGUUUCUCGGCACGCGCUCAACCCACAGCUGCCACGAUCGAACACACGUGCGCUCAGAUCGAGCUGAUGAUACUAGCUAGCUAGCUAGCUAGCUAUAGCUAGAUAGGCAUGUCGUCGUCAACUAUAUAGGUGCGCCUAGCUUGCUAGCUGCUGCCCUAGCUGAAGCCGAUCGAUCAAAUGUCUGACCACGGGCCGCCGCCGCCGCGGUCGUCGGGGAAGCACCCCUUCUACCGAGGGAUCAGGAGCCGGAGCGGCAAGUGGGUGUCGGAGAUCCGGGAGCCGCGGAAGGCUCGCCGCAUCUGGCUCGGCACGUUCCCGACGGCCGAGAUGGCCGCCGUCGCCUACGACGUGGCGGCGCGCGCGCUGCGUGGGCCCGACGCGGCGCUCAACUUCCCCGAUCUGGCCGCCUCGCGCACCGCGCCACCCGCGUCCAGCUCAGCGGACGACAUCCGCGCAGCGGCUGCCGCCGCGGCCGCCUCGCUGCAGCACGACCGUGCCGGCGGCGGCAUUGCCCCUGCCGCCUCUGGAUCAGCGCACCAGCAGCGCGGCGGGAGCAGUGCCGCCGCGCGCACCACGGCGGGCAGCGGCGGCGCGCAGCAGGAAGGCAGCAGCGGCGCCGGCGCCGGGAGCCACCAGUAUUUCUUGGACGAGGAGGCCCUCUUCGAGACGCCGCAGUUCCUGCGGAACAUGGCCGCCGGGAUGAUGAUGAGCCCCCCGAGGCUCAGCCCCAGCUCCUCCGACGAUUCGCCGGACCCGUCGGAGGCCGGGGGCAGCCUCUGGAGCUACCGUGACCCAUAGAUAACAAUCCCUCCAUGCAUGGUAACGGCUGGCGAUGAACUGAGAUCGAUGACGGUAAUAAUUAAUUAACUACUACUCUUGAUGCA
This is a messenger RNA of Oryza sativa Japonica Group (Japanese rice), 4318 nucleotides long. The record is from RefSeq and is a predicted model, not a curated record. Lineage: Eukaryota; Viridiplantae; Streptophyta; Magnoliopsida; Poales; Poaceae.